AUGGAAGUUCAUGCAGAAGAUGCCCGUUUGGGAGGGGAGGGUCAAAGCCCAGAGAAUCUUGUACAUGAGAAUAAUGGUCAUUCGCCGUAUUUAGACCCCAUUGGUAUGAACAAGCAAUGUGUCAGUUCAUCAUGUACAACUAUGUGCGACAGUGGCGAUGAGAAUCAGAAUCCCAAUCCACAUGGUGGUCAACUGGACUGUGGCAUGUUGCAGCAAAAUUACCCAAUGAACUAUGGCUAUCAUCCUCAAUAUGACAACUUCGAUCUUGCGACGUUCAUCAAUAAUUCUUUUAAUAAGAAAGACGGCGGAGUCAUAUCUGGCGUUAAAUUCCAACCUUCUGACAACCGCUGGAUUGCGAGGUGGACGACAGCCGACGGCAAGAGGGCAUGCAAAAGCUUCUCUGUAAACAUUUACGGUUUCGAACAGGCGCGUGCGUUGGCCAUUGAGGCGAGGCAGAAAGGAGUUAGCCUUUCGGGUCGUUCCUUUUGCAAUCGGGAACGCCAGCAUGCCAUGCGAUCGGGAGUUGGAAUAAUUGGCAUACGUUUCGACAAGACUCAGGCGCGUUGGGUGUCAUCUUACUAUGAAGGUGGUAAACGCAAAUUCCGCUAUUUUACGGUGAAAGAUUACGGAUACGAGCAGGCCAAACAGCAUGCAAUCCUCUGGAAGACAUGUAAUGACGAGCGACUUAUACGCAAUCGCGUGCAACAUAACGAGGUGAUGGAUUUCAAGAUGACCGAAGGCCCUAUGGAACAGGUGAUGCCGCCGCAUCAGUGGAACGCUCAACCUUUUCAGCAGCCUUACGUAGGCUACUACCAACAACCACAACUGGAUUAUUGCAACCAACAAAACGAAUGCGUUGUACAAUACGACCAACCCCAAAUGCAACAGUCGCUCAUCCAUUACAAACCUUCCGCAAUAUCAGGGCAACAGUCGGUCGAGACUCGGAGCCCAAGCCUAAGUACCAGUGCAAGUGUGAGUGGCUACGUCGAUCCCAAUGAGCAGAUGUGCUACAACUACCAAAGCGAUUUACCCUACCAAUACAACCAUCCGCAAUACGCGUACGACCAACAACAACAAAUGCAGUACAUGGGUGAAGAAAUGGAUCAGUACCCAUUGGAGCAUGAACACGAGGAAGACACUUGUUCCGUCUCCGGAGUCACCUUCGACCGCAAAAAUAGGCGUUGGGGUGCCAGAUGGACGACUCCAGAUGGCCGUAGAGCCGGGCGAUAUUUCCCAGUGAGGCAGUACGGAUUUAGCGAAGCCAAACGCCUGGCCGUAAUCUGCCGGCUGCAAGCCAUAGAAGAAAACCGCGUGGUGGACAUCAUGCCACCUCUAGAUCUGAAUAUGCAGCAGAGCUGCGGCGAGCCCGUUAACGACUCAUACUAA
This is a messenger RNA of Babesia ovata, 1386 nucleotides long. Its product is annotated as transcription factor with AP2 domain-containing protein. Lineage: Eukaryota; Apicomplexa; Aconoidasida; Piroplasmida; Babesiidae. Gene Ontology annotation, molecular function: DNA-binding transcription factor activity. The transcript has a single exon. The record is from RefSeq and is a predicted model, not a curated record. Gene Ontology annotation, biological process: regulation of DNA-templated transcription. The coding region runs from base 1 to 1386 and encodes 461 amino acids.